Apodemus sylvaticus (European woodmouse) is the source of this 1446-nucleotide messenger RNA. RefSeq names its product hyaluronidase 4 (gene Hyal4). The transcript has 3 exons. NCBI's taxonomy places the organism in Eukaryota, Metazoa, Chordata, Mammalia, Rodentia, Muridae. Bases 1 to 1446 code for a protein of 481 amino acids. The record is from RefSeq and is a predicted model, not a curated record. Gene Ontology annotation, biological process: hyaluronan catabolic process; carbohydrate metabolic process. Gene Ontology annotation, molecular function: hyalurononglucosaminidase activity.
AUGCAACUAUUGUCCGAAGGACAGUUAAGACUCUGUGUUGUUCAACCAGUACAUCUUACAUCAGGGCUGCUCAUAUUUUUUAUCCUGAAGUCUAUCUCAUCCCUAAAACCUGCCCGACUUCCAGUUUAUCAAAGGAAACCUUUUAUUGCUGCUUGGAAUGCUCCAACAGACCUGUGUUUGACAAAAUAUAAUUUAACACUGAACUUAAAAGUGUUUCAGAAGGUUGGAAGCCCUCGGCUAAAAACAAGGGGGCAAGACGUUGUUAUAUUUUAUGUCAACAAAUUGGGAUAUUACCCAUGUUAUACAUCAGAAGGGCUACCCAUCAAUGGUGGUCUUCCCCAAAACACAAGCUUACAAUUACACCUGGAAAAAGCUGCCCAGGAUAUUAAUUAUUACAUCCCUUCUGAAAAUUUCAGUGGACUUGCUGUUAUAGACUGGGAAUAUUGGCGCCCACAGUGGGCCCGGAACUGGAACACAAAGGAUAUCUACAGACAGAAGUCAAGAAUUCUUAUUUCUGAUAUGAAAAGGAACAUAUCUGCUGCUGAUAUUGAAUAUUCAGCCAAAACAACUUUUGAGAAAAGUGCAAAAGCUUUCAUGGAGGAAACUAUCAAAUUGGGAAUUAAGAGCAGACCCAAGGGCCUCUGGGGUUAUUAUUUAUAUCCUGAUUGCCACAAUUAUAAUGUUUAUGCUACAAACUCUACUGGGUCAUGCCCAGAAGAGGAAGUUUUGAGGAACAACGACCUCUCUUGGCUCUGGAACAGCAGUACUGCCCUGUAUCCUGCUGUCAUUGUUAGAAAAUCCUUUGUAGACAGUGAAAAUACUUUGCACUUCUCACGAUUUCGGUUGCUUGAAUCAUUGAGGAUUUCCACCAUGACAUCACAUCAUUAUGCUCUGCCUGUAUUUGUCUACACACAGCUGGGCUACAAAGAGGAACCUUUAUUUUUUCUUUCUAAGCAAGAUCUAAUUAGUACCAUAGGAGAAAGUGCUGCACUGGGAGCUGCAGGCUUUGUUAUUUGGGGAGACAUGAAUUUAACUUCAUCUGAGGAGAACUGUACAAAGGUGAACCGCUUUGUGAAUUCUGAUUUUGGCAGCUACAUAAUCAAUGUGACCAGAGCAGCUGAGGUGUGCAGUCGUCAUCUUUGCAAGAAUAAUGGGAGGUGUGUACGGAAGGCAUGGAAUGCAGCUCAUUACCUCCAUUUGAACCCUGCAAGUUACCACAUAGAGGCCUCUGAGGAUGGAGAAUUCAUAGUGAAGGGAAGAGCAUCAGGCACCGACCUAGCUGUGAUGGAAGAGAAUUUCCUAUGUCACUGUUAUGAGGGAUAUGAGGGGCCCAACUGUAGAGAAAUGACAGAGGCCAGUGGCCCCUCAGUGGUUUCCCUUUCCUCUAGUUCAUUAAUAAUACUGUGUUUGCUAGUUCUGGCAGGUUAUCAAAGCAUUCAGUUGUGA